AUGAGAGUGAGCAGAAUUCUGUACCAAAAUCCGGUUGUAGUUUUUGGUGGUCUAAUACAGUUUGAUACCAUGCCGAUCACUGAUGAAGUGAGUAUGCAGAAUAUGUUUCAAAUUCACCGGCAAACUCAGAUGCGACACCUACAGAUUGAGUUGUACGUUGAGUUUGAAACUGUAGAGGCAGUAUCGGUUCAAAAUGAUAUAGAUAUAGAUGAUGAUAGAGCUGCAGUGUACGAAGGAAUGAGUAGUGACAACGUAGAGGACUUCGAAGCCACUUAUGAAGUCGGCGACGAAGAUGAGGAUGGUGAUGUGGGAGUUGAGGCAGCAACAGAGAAUGUAGUGGUUCAUCCCUCGAGCAGUCAACCGAUGUACAUUCCACCUUUUAUGCGUGAGUUGGAUCUCGACGCCAUGCAUGCCCCCGAGUUUCCGGAAUAUGCAAACAUAGGAGAGUUCCAGAUUGAAAUGGAAUAUAGUUCUAGAAAGUCGGUCGUCGCAGCAAUUAGAAGUUUCACUAUAUCUAGAAGAGUUGACUAUGAUGUGUAUGAGUCUGAGUCACAGACGUUCUAUGCAAAAUGCAAGAUGUACGGGCGUGGAUGUGACUGGCUUAUUCGAGCCAGCUUGAUACGGAAAAAAGGUUGUUGGGAGAUAUGCAGAUAUAACGGUAGGCACACGUGCACGAUCGGAACAAUUUCACUAGAUUAUUCCAAGUUGGACUCGGAUACAGUUGCUGAGGCUAUAAGGCCAUUGGUCGAGACGGACCCGUCCAUCAAGGUGAAAUCUAUAAUUGCGAAAGUCCAGUCAAGGUUCAACUAUACCAUCAGUUACCGAAAGGCUUGGUUGGCAAAGCAGAAGUCAAUAGCCAAAGUUUUCGGUGGUUGGGAGGAUUCUUACCAAGCCUUGCCAUGGUGGCUCUCGGUCAUGGUGCAGAAGAUGCCUGGUUCAGUUGUCCAAAUAGAAACACGACCACUGUACAACGAGAAUGAGGAGGCGCAAGGUGUAAAAAUACUUCAUCGUGUAUUUUGGAGUUUUAAUCCAUGCAUUAGGGCAUUCAGGCAUUGCAAGCCCCUGGUUCAGGUUGACAGCACACACCUAGUCGCUGUUGCACAAGAUGGGAACCAGAACAUUAUGCCUAUCGCCUUUGCCUUGGUGGUAGGGGAGACAGCUGAUGCGUGGCACUUCUUUCUCAGGAAUCUAUGA
Messenger RNA from Arachis ipaensis, 1194 nucleotides. The record is from RefSeq and is a predicted model, not a curated record. Lineage: Eukaryota; Viridiplantae; Streptophyta; Magnoliopsida; Fabales; Fabaceae.